Exophiala bonariae is the source of this 4161-nucleotide messenger RNA. RefSeq lists its product as uncharacterized. Gene Ontology annotation, cellular component: cytoplasm. Gene Ontology annotation, molecular function: phosphatidylinositol binding. The transcript has a single exon. Lineage: Eukaryota; Fungi; Ascomycota; Eurotiomycetes; Chaetothyriales; Herpotrichiellaceae. The record is from RefSeq and is a predicted model, not a curated record. The coding region runs from base 1 to 4161 and encodes 1386 amino acids. Gene Ontology annotation, biological process: signal transduction; regulation of GTPase activity.
AUGCUGCAUCCGACCAGCAAUUCCAUAGCCCCUCGAUCUCCCCAGACUCGUCUGACUCCAACAACCGCUGAUGUUUCGAAUGAAUCGCCGGUCGAUCCUCAUUCGCAAGCCUCUGCUUCUCGAAAACCCGCCCACCAACUUCUGAGCAAUAAUCUUAUUCCCAGGGACUAUCUAUCUUCACUGGCAGGCUCAAGAUCCCCUGGCUUUCCGCCGCGACGGAACCUUGACGACGCUCCCUCCUCUACCACAAGCCCUGCUUUUAAUAGUACACAUGAGCUCGGCAGAAGUGGUUCAGCACAGGCACAUCCCGGCGAAGCGCUGCUGACGGGGAGGACGAAACACAACCCUCCAUCUGGAUCCGAGUUGCGACCGUCUCCAGACCAAAGAUCUGUCAAGUCCAGCAGUACCAAUACCACAACCGCGCCGGCAGAUUCCUUAUCUGGGCCGGGACCAUCCCUGAUCUCAGAAUCACCCAAAUCUUUCGUCUCGUCCUUGACGAGCGUCCAGCACGAGGCUACCAUGCCGCGCACUUCGUCCAUCGACUCGGCCAUCUCGAAUAUUUCCAAUCCAUCAGCGCCGCAGAAACUGCCCGGCGACACAAAGGACCCCAGUCCGCAAGAAGUUCGCAAUUUGAUUGCCACGGCGGGAUCGGCGGAGAAUCUCGUACAGCAUCUCCUCAGGGACAAAGGCCAUGCCGCUGCACAGAAUGCACAGUUAUGGAAACUGGUGGACAAACAGCGAGCGUUGUUGCUCGGUCUGAACAAAGAUCUCGAAAGGGCGAGCAAGGAGAGAGACAGGUAUAGAAAGAAACUGAAGGAACUGCAAGACAAAGCCCCAUCGAUACCCACAAUCCACAUGGAGGGUCAUUCACCUCAGUCCGAAGGAGGUGCGUCUGUGUCAUCGAAUGAGGCUGUCAUCGGGAGAGAUACCAGGCCCAACCUGCAUGAGGACCAUCAGACCCCUCAAAAGCAUUCAAGUCCGCCCAUCCACAGUUCUCCCGUGGACUCUUCCAUGAUGCCAUCCCCACUCCACAUGCAGCAGCCACAUAAGUUUCAAAGUAUCUCGACACAGUUGGCAAACCCGAUGGCCACAGUCACCGAGUCAAGUCCCCUCAGUGAAAAGGCUCCAAAAUCUUUCCAGGCCUCGCGAAAGACUGCUCCGCGCCCUUUGAAGCUCAGUUCGGCCAAGGAAAAUCUUCCCGUCGCACAGCAAUACCCCCUUGGCGAGGCAAUUGUUAGCGAUGCAGAGGAAGAAAUGCGACAGCCAGUCCCACGCGGACGACGCAAGACACGUGAAGAAGACGAUCGUGAGCGUGAAAUCAUUGCAUUUAAAGAGCAAGAAGCACGGAGUCGAUCAAAGAAAGACAAACAACAAAAUAGUGACAUCGUCGACAUUCAGGGCCAGGCACCGCAACCUCUAUCAACUGUUGCACUGGACCAGAUGCACACAAGAAUGCAAGCUCAACUGUCACCUCAGUCGAUCACGUCGGCAGGGUCGUCAGCACAAUUGUCAAUUCCUUUACGCAGUCCUGGUCUUCCUUUGAGCCCACGCCCUAUUGGCCAGGCACUUCUCGGCGCUACACUACCCAUGUCGCCUCGCAGUGUCGGUGGUGGAAGCAACUUCCCUCUCUCACCACGAGCACCAAAACAAGCACUUCCAAAUCCUACCACACCUGGUACACAUGCUCCUGCUCCGCAUACUCUCGACGCUCAGAAGAGGCCGGCUCCAUCCUUGGGUCCGUCUCCUCUAGCGAAGAUGAAUUCCAACAGUUCCUCAGAUCAGCCUCCCAUCCACGAUUCACUUCUGAGUCCAGGUGAGAUUCCCUUGGUGAAUCGCAGUCUGGUUAGUCCAACCUGGCCUGAUCUACUACUUCCUCCGAACGCUCUCCCCUCCAUCCAAGUCAGAGUCGCAUCGUCUCGCUUGAAGCCUUCCCGCAACAGUGUCAUCGGCGUCAAGCCCCAAGAGGAAUUAUCAGUCUUCAGUUUGUCGAUCUACGAGCGCGCAAGCGCCUCUGAGCUCUGGCGACUUGAAAAACUCCCCAUGUCACUCCCUACCCUUGAACAGCAACUCAGAACCAAGUGCACUGAGUUACCCAAGUUGCCAGAGAGAAAGCUAUUUUCGGGCCAUUCUCCAGUCAUUGUUGAUGCUCGGCGACAAGCUAUCGAUAAUUAUUUCGACGAACUUCUAGACACACCGAUGGAUGAACAGGCAGCAGCAUUCAUUUGUAAAUACCUAUCCACUGAUGUCUUGGAUCAUCAUGUCCGCCCACCAGCCCAACAAUCUGUCGACGAGACACAAGCGAAGUCGAUCCCCACUCCACAGUCAUCAGGAAUCCCCACCAAGUCAGGGUAUCUCACCAAGAAGGGCAAAAAUUUCGGAGGAUGGAAGUCGAGAUAUUUUGUGCUGGAUAGUCCCGAGUUGAGAUACUUUGAAGCUCCUGGCGGAGCACAUCUAGGCACCAUCAAACUGCUCAAUGCUCGCAUUGGACGCCAGACACAGUCCGAUCCUCCAGGACGUCCCGAAGGAGAUGCAGAAAAUCAGUAUCGCCAUGCUUUCCUCAUUUUGGAGCCGAAACGUAAGGACAUGAACAGCCACCUGCGGCAUGUUCUCUGUGCUGAGAGUGAUGAAGAACGAGAUGAGUGGGUUGAGACUCUUCUGCAUUACAUUGAUGAGCGACCAACCGAAAUGAAGGCUCAAUAUGGAGCAGGUGUGCAGAACGCUCAAGGAAAAGAAUCCAAGUCGACUCACAAAAGUGGAAGCACUCAUACCCAUGACGAUACGGAGUCCAAGCCAGCUAGUAGCCCGUUGCUAGGACACCCUUACAGCGACACACCAUCGCCAUCGAACGCGUCCAGUCACACUCCCGAUCCUUCUCUUCCCGAGACGAUACCAGCAUCGAAAUCGAUGAUUUCAGGUCCGAUCAACGGCUCCAAAAUCUCAGAUGCUGGACUUUGGGGUAACAGAUCAGCUGCCCCUGGUGGUAGCAAAGACCGUGACCGAGGAGAUCGUGGCAUGCGUAAUCUUUUCCACUUCAGAAAAUCAUCGUCAGAGCAACUGGCCCAACAUCAAGCCCAAUCUCAACACCAUCCCGCUCCUCCAAAAAAGACAGAGUUCCAAGUUCGGAGACAAGGCCCCAUCCGACCCGUUUUUGGCAUGCAACUCUCUGAAGCAACUACACACUAUUCCCCGAUGGAUGUGGACGUAUACUUACCCGCCGUGGUAUACCGUUGCAUUAGAUACUUGGAAGCCAAGGACGCUGCCAACGAGGAAGGUCUCUUCAGGCUCAGUGGAUCUAACAUUGUGAUCCGGUCGCUGAAAGAUCGAUUCAACAGUGAAGGAGACAUCGAUCUGCUUGCAGAGGAUGAGGAUUAUGAUGUUCACGCCGUGGCCUCUCUGUUCAAGAUGUAUCUCCGCGAAUUGCCCGCAACGAUUCUCACCCGAGAGUUACAUCUGGAGUUUCUCAAAGUUUUAGAAGUUCCAGACAAGCAAAGGAAGAUUCAGGCUUUCAAUGGACUUGUACACGACCUACCCACCUGUAACUUCGCCUUACUGCGAAGCCUGUCUCAAUAUCUUCUUCAAGUGGUCUCAAAUUCAGAAAGAAACAAAAUGAGCGUUAAGAACGUUGGCAUCGUUUUUUCCCCGACUUUGAACAUACCGGCACCUGUGUUCUCGAUGUUCCUGACAGAAUUCGAAGCAAUCUUUGACGCACCCAUACAAAGAGAUUCAAUUCGGUCGACGGAAAUCGAGCGCGAGGCUGGUGGUGCUCUGACCCCAGAAGACAUCCGAUCACCUCGGCGACAGAUGUUCACCGACCUUCCAACCCCUGCUUAUAACCAGCACAGCUUCGCAAAUAAUGCCAUCAACGCGAAUUCUAAUGCUAGCGCUAGUCAUGGAGCUUCACAUCCUCAUUCUCAUGCACCACCCCCCGAGCACCAUCGAGAUCCGAGCGAUGAUCUUGGCUUUGCGCCCUUGCAACCAAGCUACGAAUCACGCAAUUAUGUCUCUCAUCCUCAAGAUAUGCCUGCACCACCACGAUAUCCGCCACCACAGCCACCUUAUGGAGGCCAGGUCGACUACUCCGGAUCGACCUUAUUAAUGACGCCUGAGAACGCUGCCACAGUCAAGGCCAAGAGACGCGAGAGCAGUAUGCUAUUUUUGUAG